UUCAAAACAUUGUAUAUGAAAAGUCCUUUAAACAAACGCAUGCUCAAUGUUGUCAAUAAAAUCAAGAUUGGAACACAACAAUUGCCAAUGAAGCUUCAGUUUCCACAUCAAAUAUACUGAACGAAGGAAAAAAUAAUGUCGUUUCCUCCAUCCUUACCACCAAACAAUCCAUUAUUUCCACCGGGUUAUCCACAGCCAAAUGUUCCACCAUUGCCACGAUUUCCUAUUCCAAUGGCCGGUCUAGCUCCACCAUUGGUACCGUUGCCAAUGGGUGUGACUGUUCCAGCCGGUGUAACAUCGAUAUCGGCACCACCCGUAAGAAAACAGAAUGCUGCUGUUAUUGCUGCACCUCCUGUCAUCGCCAUGAAUCCUCCCCAACCAACAAUGAUUUAUGCUCAAACUAAUCCAUUAAUGCCCAAAUUAUCAACAGCACCUGCUGCUGUAUCAACUCUUCCUGAUUCGAAUAAAAAAUUGGCCAUAACUACCGUUUUUGUCGGAAAUAUCACAGAUCGAGCUUCGGAUAUGUUGAUUAGACAGCUUCUUUCGAAAUGUGGUUCUGUCCAUAAUUGGAAACGCAUUCAAGGACCUGAUGGCAAACUACAAGCUUUUGGUUUUUGUGACUAUGCUGAUCCUGAGUCAGCUAUGCGUGCUAUUCGAUUGUUACAUGAAUUUACCAUUUCUGAUAAAAAAUUAAUUGUCAAAGCUGAUGCAAAAACACAAGAAAAAUUAGAUGAAUAUAAUAAGAAUAUGAAAUCCGGUGAUAGUGACAAAAAUGAUCUGGAUGAGGAGGAUAAAAUAAUAAAAGGACAAUUAGUGUACGUAUUACGAGAACAUGAAAUUGAACUUUCAAAAGAACCGGAUAACAAAGAGAAAAAAAAUCGACACAAUAAAGACAAGGAUCCCAAAAAUGAGAAUCUAUCCGAUAUGGAUAUAGAAGAUGAUAAACGUAAUCUGAUACAUAGAGAAAUUGACAAAUUCCGUGAUACGUAUAAAAAAUAUGAUGAAGAGAAGGAAGAGGAAAAGCGAAAAAAAGAGGAAGAACGUACCAGACGUAGCGACCGUCGUGGUGAUGGUAAAAAAAGAUCUCGAUCGCGAGAUCGCGAUGGUGAUAGCCGCAGUAGACGGAAAGGUGGAUCAUCCAAAGAUGACCGUGAUCGAAGAAAUCGUGAUCGUCGUUCAUCAUCAUACGAAAUGGAAACUCUUGAACGGGAUCGUUCGGAAUCACCAAUGGAUGAAGAAGAAUUGUUACUCAGACGUCGAAGGCAAGAACAAAACCGAGAAAAAGAGAUAUCAUAUCAACGACGAUUACGUGACUGGGAAAAUAGAGAGAAAAGAAAAGCACGAGAAUAUGAACGUGAACGUCAAAAAGAAUUACGACGUAAAAAAGAAGAGGAAAUUGAGAAGCAAAAAUUGAAACAAUUUCUACAAGAUUAUGAUGAUUCUAAACAUGAUGAAAAGUAUUAUAGCGGCAAAGCACUACUUCAACGACAAAUUGAAAGACGGAAAGAAAUAGAACAAGAUGAAUAUGAACGAUCGCAAGAACGAAAAGAAUUGGAAGAAUUGAGAAAAAAAUUAAAUCAAGAAGGACAUCCAGAUCCGGAAUCAGAAGUACGGAAACGAUUUCAUGUGGGCGAUAGUUGUAAUGAAUUUGAUCAACUCAGUUCAUUGAUGGAUGAAGUUCAAUCAAAAAGCUUGUUGACUGGUGAUGAUGAUAGUCAAGGUUCGGUGUCGAACACUGUCGGUGGACAAUCAGUCAAAACCUUUGGUUUUGCCGGUAUGAAAAUAUCAACUGGGCAAAAUCUUGACGUUGCUACCAAUGGUUCCACUCAUUCAGACACUGCCAUUAUAAGCUCAGAUCGGUUAGCUUCAAUAUCGGUGCAACAAAGCAUCAAACAUCAACAAGGAUCAUCAUCGCAUUUAUCCAAAUCAAUGAUUGAUACACACAAACGAAAAAAGAUGACCGUAUCUGAUGUGUUCAAUUCAAACGACGACGAUGACAUUAAUUCAUUAGCGAAAAAACGUCGGCUCCCACCUAAUGCCUUGUUUGAGGAUAGCAAUACAGACAGCAAUCUUAGCACAACAAGCAAUACUAAACAACAAAUGUCGGCGACGACAAAUUCUUCAUCACAGAUGACUCAAGAAGAAAAAAAGAUGCAGAUCAAAAAUCUGAUUGAUAAAAUUCCUACAUCGAAAAGUGAAUUAUUUAGCUAUGUACUUGAUUGGGAUCUUCUAGAUAAUAAUCUAAUGGAACGAAGAAUUCGACCAUGGAUAAGCAAAAAAAUCAAAGAUUACAUUGGUGAAGAGGAGGCGACAUUUUUGGAUUUUAUCUGCCAAAAAUUAUUGGCCAAAGCUGAAGCUCAAAGUCUAUUGGAUGAUGUGGCCAUGGUUUUAGAUGAUGAAGCACAGGUAUUCGUUGUGAAAUUAUGGCGAUUAUUAAUCUACGAAAUUGAAGCUAAAAAACUUGGUUUGAAUAAAUAUUGAUGACGAUGAAAUAUUGACGGUCCAAAUUGAUGUUCCAAAAUUUGUGGGAUCUCUUUGAAUUUUAUUGAUUAUAAUGUAUACAAACCCAUUUUAUCAUGUUUUUUUUUUGUA
Dermatophagoides farinae (American house dust mite) is the source of this 2592-nucleotide messenger RNA. RefSeq names its product RNA-binding protein 25. Gene Ontology annotation, biological process: regulation of alternative mRNA splicing, via spliceosome. Gene Ontology annotation, cellular component: spliceosomal complex. NCBI's taxonomy places the organism in Eukaryota, Metazoa, Arthropoda, Arachnida, Sarcoptiformes, Pyroglyphidae. The record is from RefSeq and is a predicted model, not a curated record. Gene Ontology annotation, molecular function: mRNA binding.